Trifolium pratense (red clover) is the source of this 1333-nucleotide messenger RNA. RefSeq names its product protein SRG1-like. The coding region runs from base 149 to 1216 and encodes 355 amino acids. The record is from RefSeq and is a predicted model, not a curated record. The transcript is spliced from 4 exons. Lineage: Eukaryota; Viridiplantae; Streptophyta; Magnoliopsida; Fabales; Fabaceae.
AUUUCUAAUCAUUAUUAGACUACUAAAAUAGUAUCAAUCACAAAUCAUAGUACUAGUCUUCUAGAUUUUCUCAAUCCCUCAUUAAACAAAUCGGUCAUUCAUUGUUGAAGCUUGUUUAUUGAGAACACUUUAGUUUGGAGAGUAUAUCAUGGAAGAGAAAAAUAACACAUCUGGAACUUCUCUUCUAGUACCAUCAGUUCAGGAGUUGGCUAAGGGAAAUAUUUCUACAGUUCCAACAAGAUAUAUUCAGUCUCAACAUGAAGAAUUGAUCAUCAAUGAAGAUGAUCAUAGUAACCUUCAAAUUCCAAUUAUUGAUAUGAAGAAAUUGCUUUCUUCAGAAUAUGGGAGUUCAGAAUUGUCUAAGCUUCAUCUUGCCUGUAAAGAUUGGGGAUUUUUCCAGGUGGUAAAUCAUGGUGUUAGUUCAUCCUUAGUAGAGAAAGUAAAGUUGGAGACUCAAGAUUUUUUUAACCUUCCAAUGUCAGAGAAGAAAAAGUUUUGGCAAACUCCCCAACAUAUGGAGGGAUUUGGGCAAGCAUUUGUUAUGAGUGAUGAACAAAAGCUUGAUUGGGCUGAUAUUUUCUUUAUGAGCACACUUCCUAAAGACUCUCGAAUGCCUCACUUAUUUCCGCAACUUCCUCUUCCAAUCAGAGAUACUUUAGAGCUCUAUUCAAUGGAACUACAAAAGUUAUCAAUGGUUAUUGUUGAAUAUAUGGGAAAAUCAUUGAAAAUGGAUGAAAAUGAAAUGAGGAUGUUAUUUGAAGAUGGGGUACAAUCAAUGAGGAUGAACUAUUACCCUCCUUGUCCUCAACCUGAAAAGGUUAUUGGUCUCACACCACAUUCAGAUGGAUCAGCACUAACAAUUCUUCUACAACUCAAUGAUGUUGAAGGACUCCAAGUUAGAAAAAAUGGCACGUGGGUCCCUGUUAAACCCCUGCCUAAUGCCUUCAUUGUCAACAUUGGGGACAUUCUAGAGAUUAUAAGUAACGGGAUAUAUCGAAGUAUUGAGCAUCGCGCAACAGUAAACUCUGAAAAAGAAAGAAUUUCAAUUGCGACAUUCUAUACUUCAAAACAUGAUGGAGAGAUAGGUCCUGCAAAAAGCUUGAUCAAUGAAGUAACACCAGCCCGGUUCAAAAGAAUUGGAUUAAAAGAAUACUUGAAGAACUUGUUUGCUCGUAAACUUGAUGGGAAGUGUUUCCUAGAUUCUUUGAGGAUAUAGCAUCACUAAGCUACUUCAAGUAAUUGAAUUACUGGAUAUGUCAUACCUCUCUCAUUGUGUGUCUUGUUACUAAACUACAAUAAAUUAAAGGAUAAAUAUUAUACAUCGGAUUAUAUU